This is a messenger RNA of Uranotaenia lowii, 1833 nucleotides long. It is a transcript of the gene Ras64B, whose product is annotated as ras-like protein 2. Lineage: Eukaryota; Metazoa; Arthropoda; Insecta; Diptera; Culicidae. The transcript has 3 exons. Gene Ontology annotation, cellular component: plasma membrane. Bases 181 to 792 code for a protein of 203 amino acids. The record is from RefSeq and is a predicted model, not a curated record. Gene Ontology annotation, biological process: signal transduction. Gene Ontology annotation, molecular function: GTP binding; GDP binding; GTPase activity.
AGUUCUCCUGAUCAGUUGUACUGAAAAAUGUACACAAUUUGUUGCUGAGUGAUUAUUCCCCUUUAUCUUACAUUCGUUUCUUUUAAUUAAUUGUGGACGAUUCAGAAACCCAGUGUAGUUAGUUCGUCGCCAAAGAUCCUUCCGUAUUCUUGAAUCGUUUAGCACCGUGAGCGUUCCAGAAUGUCCCGUUACAAUCAAUCCAACCCCAGCAGCUAUGCCCAAACCUAUAAACUCGUAGUAGUGGGAGGAGGAGGUGUCGGAAAAUCUGCAAUCACCAUCCAAUUCAUACAGAGCUACUUUGUCACCGAUUACGAUCCGACCAUCGAAGACUCCUACACCAAGCAGUGUGUUAUCGAUGAUGUUCCGGCGAAACUUGAUAUUUUGGAUACUGCCGGCCAGGAGGAAUUUAGUGCUAUGCGGGAGCAGUACAUGAGAUCGGGUGAAGGUUUUCUCCUAGUAUUUGCUGUAACUGAUCAUGCCAGUUUCGACGAGAUGUACAAAUUCCACAAGCAGAUUCUACGUGUCAAAGAUCGCGAUGAGUUCCCAAUGCUGAUGGUUGGCAACAAAUCGGAUCUAGAUCAUCAAAGGGUUGUGCCCCUCGAAGAGGCCCAACAGUUGAGUAGACAGUUGAAAAUUCCGUACAUCGAAUGUAGCGCAAAGCUGAGAAUUAAUGUAGAUCAAGCUUUCCAUGAACUAGUUCGUGUAGUUCGAAGAUUCCAAAUAUCCGAAAGACCACUCAUUGACGAGAAAAGUAAACGAAAGGGUGGUAAAAAGAAGUGUUGCAUUCUGUAAAGAAAUAGCUUUCGCUGAUUUCUUUAUACGCACAACUCAGUCUAAAUGCGCACUGUAUGGCGAAAUGAAAGUCCAUUAGUUUUGGUCCGAGACACAAAAGGAAAGAUCACAUAAAUAACUGCCGUACUAUUUGUCAUGCAACGUGAUUAAUAAUAGAACUAGACAAUACUAAUUGUGGCACAAAACUGUCUAAUACGAACUUCACCGAAAAAUCUAAUUCUUAACCUACAUAUCCUAUUAAAGAAUUUAUCCCAUUUAACUCCUUUUGUGCCAUACAAUUAUAUACGAUUAUUGAAUUUUAAAGUGAAAACUCAUAAACAUAUGUGCCUAAUCGAUAUUCAAUAUCAGUACAGAAAUACUGGCAGGAACAGAGGUCAGUCAGUUGUUACAAAGAAGAAGAACGACUCGGGGAGUAAAUCGAAGAAGACGGCCAUGCAAGCAUUUUUAAACCUUAGUUUCGUCCUUUGCUUUAAGUUACAUUAUUUGUCAGCCCUGCCCUGACAAAUUGAAACGAACAUUUUACUAGGUGUGUUCGAAGAAGAUUUCGUUCACGAUAUACAAAAACACGUAUCAAACAUAUAUUAUCUAUUUUUGAACAGAUGAAAAAAACAGAACUAUAUUUACUACUUAUGUGUAAAGAGACUUAUACUAUAGGUAGCUGGAUGUUAUAUUGUGCUUGAAUUGAAAGGAGCUUUUUAAGAAAAUAUAUAUAAGAUAAAUUUUUAUUCAUGUUAACAAAACUGUACGCAAAUAUUAAUAUAAUAUCGGAUGCUUAUGGUGUGAGCUCCCAAUCAAGAUGAUGUUGGCAAUGUAACCGUUUGAAAUUGUUUGCAAUGUAGCUUCAAUAAUAUUAACCAAAUUAAAAUCAGCUUUAAAUGUACUUUGAACUGAACCGUUCAAAACACUAAAAGAUACGCAAAGCGAAAAAAAUAUAUAUAAAAAAAUAUUGCAGAAACAUUUCGGUGCUAUUUGGACACAUAAAAAAGAAAGGUUUUAAAUUAUAUUGUCGUGUAACUGUUUGUCAAACAUGUUUUAAUUAAA